Molecule: messenger RNA, 1605 nt
Organism: Drosophila persimilis
Lineage: Eukaryota; Metazoa; Arthropoda; Insecta; Diptera; Drosophilidae
Product: putative mitogen-activated protein kinase kinase kinase 7-like
Exons: 6
Coding region: 39-1526 (495 amino acids)
Biological process (GO): positive regulation of canonical NF-kappaB signal transduction; protein phosphorylation; JNK cascade
Molecular function (GO): magnesium ion binding; MAP kinase kinase kinase activity; ATP binding
Source: RefSeq, a predicted model, not a curated record
AUAUUAGCCCCUCAGUUCUUGACUCAUUUUGUGUAGAGAUGGCUGCGAAAGUGGAUUUCUCCGAGCUGCAAAUCAGCCAGAGGAUCGGAAGGGGGGGCUUUGGUGCGGUGUACAGGGGCUGGUGCCGGGACCAAAAGAUCGCCGUGAAAAGGUUCUAUGAGGCGAUCAGCAAAAACAUAGAAAGGGAAAUCACACAGCUGUCGCGAGUGGCCCAUGAGAACAUUGUCAAGUUGUUCGGGAUGGCCACCUAUCAAGACGAGACCUACUUGCUGAUGGAGUACGUUGAGGGCGGCUCCCUUCACGACUUUUUCUAUGGAACGGUGCGCAGGGAAUACUCCGUGCAGGAGGCCCUCCGCUGGGCUCUCCAGUGCGCCGAGGCUGUGGCCUAUCUGCAUGCCAUGACCCCAAGGCCGAUGCUGCAUCGUGAUAUCAAGCCACACAACAUGCUGCUGACGGGCAUACCCGGUCGCCUGAAGAUCUGCGACUUUGGUACUGUGACCGACAUGCAGAGCUACAUGUCCAACGCCCGUGGUACCGCGGCCUACAUGGCCCCAGAGGUGAUAUUGGGCAAGAGAUACACGGAUAAAUGCGAUGUCUACAGCUGGGCCGUCAUGCUCUGGGAGCUAAUGUCCCGCCGACCGCCCUUCAGUCACAUGGAGAACCCCAAUUUUAUAGCUGUUAUGCUGGCGACUGGUUGUGGCGAGCAUCCCGAUAUGGAUGCGGUAAGAUCCGAUUGUCCUCAGACCAUCAGGGAGUUGAUCAGACGAUGCUGGUGCUUCAAGCCCGAGCAGAGACCCUCCAUGCAACAAGCUGUGAAAUUCUUAAACGAACUGGGGGUUUCUUCAGACGAUAAGGACUUUGUGUACAUCCUCGAUCAGGACACAGUGGCCGUGGUAUCCGUCGGCAGAGAGAACCACGGCUCGGGCUGGCGAAGGGUCGUCCAUAUAUCCUUCUGGCGUAAACAAUAUUCGGCGGUCAGGAUGAGCCUUCCCAUUGCCGAGCGGGAGGCAGUGCGAGUGGCCAAGCAGGCGGAACGGGAGAUCAUCAGGGCGGCUCGAGAUGUCGGGCGGGAGACCCAUCGAGCUGCCCAGGACACUGGCAGGGAGACGGCGAGAGCUGCCCAGGACGUUGGCAGGGAGACGGUGAGAGCUGCUCAGGAUGUUGGGCGGGAAACCGCUAGAGCUGCCCAGGACACUGGCAGGGAGACGGCAAGAGCUGCUGAGGAUGUUGGGCGGGAAACCGCUAGAGCUGCUCAGGACACUGGCAGGGAGACGGUGAGAGCAGCCCAGGACACUGGUAGGGAGACGGCAAGAGCUGCCCAGGACGUUGGCAGGGAGACGGCAAGAGCUGCCCAGGAUGCCGAGCGGGAGACAAGACGGGCACUCGAGAAUGCCGAGCGGGAGACGAAACGAGCACUCGAGAAUGCCGAGCGGGAGGCUAUACUGGCCAAGGAGAAGAUCGCCAACGAGGCCAAGCGGCUGGCCGACAAGGGCAGGAAGGUCUUGAAGAAGUUUCGCAAAUUCUAAUCCCUUUAGUGAUAAGUCAUACGCUAUGCUAAUGUGUGGAAAAUGAUUAAUAAAGCUGGGCUGCCUGCGGAGAGAGUCC